Messenger RNA from Penicillium hordei, 465 nucleotides. RefSeq lists its product as uncharacterized. The transcript has 3 exons. The record is from RefSeq and is a predicted model, not a curated record. Lineage: Eukaryota; Fungi; Ascomycota; Eurotiomycetes; Eurotiales; Aspergillaceae. The annotation marks the transcript as partial.
AGCGGGGAGAAUUCCUUCGGCGGCGAUGCGCCGUAUCGAAUAGCAGAUGAGGAUAACGAUCUUGGCUCUAUGUACGGGUCCCAAUCCCAAUGGAAGCUCGAAGGCUGGACGAACGCGAAGGAUAACUCUCAGCCCUAUAUCAACGCCUACAUAGGCGAUUCACAGCCCCUCCGUGUUGGUUGCCUCAACUUAGGUGAGCUUGGUCGCCAAGCGCUGAAUCUAAAUGGCCAUAACGGCCACCGAUACAUCCCUAUCACCGUCUUUACGAUGUCGGAUGUCCAAGUCUGCAUCCUUCAGUUCUGGCACGGAAAACAGCUCCGUUCGUCACCGAUCAUGGACUUUAAGGAUGGGGUGCAAAAUAACUUGGACGACUGGGUUACCAUCCUAUGCUGGAUGGCAGGAAAGCCAGUUGGAAAUACAAAAAAUAGAACUGAGAUUGUUCAAUUCAUUGAGCAGGAUGUCUAG